Messenger RNA from Panonychus citri (citrus red mite), 860 nucleotides. RefSeq lists its product as uncharacterized. Gene Ontology annotation, biological process: removal of superoxide radicals. NCBI's taxonomy places the organism in Eukaryota, Metazoa, Arthropoda, Arachnida, Trombidiformes, Tetranychidae. Gene Ontology annotation, molecular function: copper ion binding; superoxide dismutase activity. The transcript has 3 exons. Bases 64 to 783 code for a protein of 239 amino acids. The record is from RefSeq and is a predicted model, not a curated record.
AAAAGAUUCAGACUCUGAUUUACAAUAUUUUCUGUCAAUUUGUCUCUGACAAUUGAAUCAACCAUGAAAAUUAGUUUUUCUUUGUUAAUUUUGUUAAUCACCAAAAUCUUAACUCAAACAACUGAUGAAGUGAUUUAUUCAGAUGAGGAGGGUUUCGAAAGAGACAUUCAACCCACCCCACCGCCUCCUCCAGUCCCUCAAGUCUUGCCUAAUGAAUCAGAGAAUAACAGUUCAGACCCAUCGGCAAAUAACGUUGAACCUUCUCGAUUUUUGCCAAUUCGUCAAAUUUAUGGCGAGGCCUUGAUUCGAGGAGCACCCGGUGUCCGAGGUCUAAUUUACUUUAUCAAUUCGUGGAACGGAGUUGGAAUUCACGGGAUCGUUUGUGGCCUUCGUCCAGGUAACCAUGGAUUCCACAUUCAUCAUUAUGGUUUGACAGCCAACGGCGGUUGUGAUGCUGCUGGUCCACAUUUCACUCUUUACCGUUGGAACCACGCUGGACCAACGGAUAAGUAUCGACACGCUGGAGAUUUGGGUAACUUGAAGGUUGAACAAAAUGGCAUCGCUUUUAUCAAUCAAUUCAAUGGUCAAGUAACUUUAAUGGCCGCAAAUAACACGAUCCUUGGACGGUCAAUUGUGAUUCAUGAGUGGCCAGAUGACCUUGGCCUCGGACGAAAGGAAUCAAAUAUCACCGGUAAUGUCGGUAAACCAAUUGCUUGUGGAUUAAUCGGAUUAAGAAGAGAUAAACCUUAUCUACCAAUCAAUUGUCCUCCUCCAAAUCUUUAAUCAAUUAAUCAAUUAAUCUCUUUAUCACAUUUAUCAUUAUUCUUCUUAAAGUGAACAAUAAAGUUAAAGGUUAACAA